This is a messenger RNA of Bombyx mori (domestic silkworm), 6595 nucleotides long. RefSeq names its product ETV5-related protein Ets96B. The record is from RefSeq and is a predicted model, not a curated record. Lineage: Eukaryota; Metazoa; Arthropoda; Insecta; Lepidoptera; Bombycidae. The transcript is spliced from 9 exons. Gene Ontology annotation, molecular function: sequence-specific DNA binding; DNA-binding transcription factor activity, RNA polymerase II-specific. Bases 1379 to 2155 code for a protein of 258 amino acids. Gene Ontology annotation, cellular component: nucleus. Gene Ontology annotation, biological process: regulation of transcription by RNA polymerase II; cell differentiation.
UUGGCUUAACAACUUUUAACUAGUACUCACGAGAAACCUUUCUAUUUCUUAUUAGACAAGUUUUAAAGUUUGAAUUCGUUUAACAAGACGAUGACGAGUUCCAAGAAAGUAACAGAGACAGCUAGUCAGUUCGCUCGCUCGCUCUCGCUGCGGCUGGCGCGCGACGCCCGGCCCGUGUUGCGACACAGCUUAUUAAUUUUAUAGUAAAUUAACAGACCUCGAACGGAUUUGGAAUAAAUGGGCCGUAUAAUAGUUGUUGUAACUGUUGUAAGGCAUGUCAACUGUUAGUGUCAGUGUCCGCGUGGGACCUACUCUACAGUAUCUGCGAGUAUCGCAGACGUGGUGCGCUGUUGAUUUAAAUGUUUCUUCUUUUAUUUUAUUAUUAACCUGGUAGGCGCACGAGCAUAUGGCCCAUCUGAUGGUGAGCGGUUCCCGUCGUCCAUAGACUUCAGCAAUGCCAGGGGCAGAGCCAAGCCGCUGCCUUCCGAAUGUAUUCUCGAUCUAAUUUUAUUACUGAGUUUUUGGAUUAUAAUUCGAUGUUUUAUACUCUAUGGGUGUAAUAAAAUGGGUUUAUUAAAGCCGAAUUAAGUCUGUGAUGUUUCAUAUAUUAUAGUAUUGACGCGUAUGCCCUGUACGUUAUACUCAAUUAACGUAGAGGAUUUGUGUUCAUCAUAAAUACAUACAUUAUUUUUGUAAUUAUAUUUUCUGAAUAAAAUAACGACUUGAUGAGAGGUUUCGCCCCAGGACGAAUGCACCUAAUAUACCGGAGUUCAGGCUUAACACAUUUCUCGGCACAAGACUUGUCCUACUUCAAGUUGAAUGCACUGUGCCCGACGUCGUCUUGGUUUCGCGGAGUAUUCUGAACAAAGUUAUCGACGCAAUGACUUUGUAAUCAUGUAAUCAAUUUGAAAUUAGUUUUAGCGCUCGGUGGCUCUGUAGCCAGCCGCUAGAAGUCGUGUCGCUGUAUGUGCGAGUCGGUCUGUCUGUUUGUCACAGCUACCUGUCUGCCUGCCCCGUCGAAGCUAUCAAGGGAGGGAACUACAGUUGCUAACACGCUCGCUCGCUGCGGGCCGAGUCCCGGGCGCCUCCGAUAACCCGCAGGGCGCGGGCCUGGGGUCACGCGUUAACGCGACAAACACUUAUCUGGGUUUUUUUCGCAACUGCGCAUUACUUGAACAAAACAAGAGAUGUGUUGCCCUUGGUCGUGUUUAUACCACUCGGUCCGGGAUUCCCAAACGAGACGAUAAUGUAAUCAACCGCCAAGUGUAUAAACUAAUAUUUUGUAUAAAAAAACAGCAUAUCUGCAGACUUGCUGAGAGUGCGGGUCCGGUGGUGAGGGUGGGUCGGCGGGAUGACGGCGGCGCGCGGGCCCUGAAGCAUGUCGCAGCAACCCCACGCGCUCCCCUGGAGCCUCCACUACCAGUACAGGGAGUGCGGCGGGUCGCUGGCGCCGUGCCGGGAGUCGUUCUACGAGCACGCACACACGCACGCGCCCCCGCAUCUGUACCGGACGCACACGCACGCGCCGCCCGACGGACAGACCCAACCUCACGCGUGCAAGAGUGACGGCGAGGAGACCAGGCUGGACUACAGAGAUCAGUACCUACACAGAUGCGGCAUCCCGUUCAGUAAAUGCAAUGAGGACGAGGAGGCGAGGGAGGAGCCGGUCUCCAGCUCCGAGCCCCACCACCGCUGGGACGAGAAGCUAGUAAGCAGCUCGCUGUGUGCGACGCCGCUCGCCGUGUCGAGCCGGACCGACCCCGCCAGCCCGCAGCACGUCACCACUACACAUUCAGGCGGGCGGCGCGGCUCGCUGCAGCUGUGGCAGUUCCUGGUGUCUCUGCUGGCGGAGGGCGCGCGCUGCGUGGCCUGGACCGGCCGCGGGCUCGAGUUCAAGCUGCACGAGCCGGAGGAGGUGGCGCGGCGCUGGGGCGCGCAGAAGAACCGGCCCGCCAUGAACUACGACAAGCUGUCCCGCUCGCUGCGGUACUACUACGAGAAGGGGAUCAUGCAGAAAGUAGCAGGCGAGCGGUACGUGUACAAGUUCGUGUGCGACCCGGAGGCGCUGUUCAGCAUGGCGGGGGGCCGGCUGCCGCCCCCCUACCCGCACCGCUACUACCACCCCCUCGACCAGCUGCCGCACUACGACGUCUAGCCGCGCGGACUCCGGGAGUUGAUUCAGCGAACCAACCGGAGACACGCCCGACAGUGUGCAGCCGGCCUUAAUUACUGAACAUUGAAUUUUAAAUAAUUAGCCAAAUACGUUUAGUGGAUGUAUGUAGUUGUCUCGCGACAUGCUCAGAGCAUAUCAUCGCCGCUAUUAAACGUUCGCGCCCACAUCUAAUGGUAAGUGGUCGCUAAGAACGUGUCGUAUCGCUCGGGACACGCCGCGGAGGGGACGCACGGAGCUGCUACAGACGGUAGAGAUGACAGCAGCUCGGGUGGCGGAAUGCGCUGGUGAGGAGAGGCGACCCUCUGAGCACUCCCCACGGAACACACAGCCAAUCUCUACGCAGACCCGGAGUAUCGAAGCGACGCUGUACUACUGUAAAUACUAUUUGUUUUUGUAAACAUUAAUGAUAUUAGUGUUUGUAACUAGAAGUAAAUGUCUGCGUUGUUUAAUUAAAGUUUAGUGAAAUUUUGCAUUACUCUAAACAAAUUCUUUGAAGUUCAAAUAUAACUCGAUCAAAUUAAAAACGUAAUUUUGUCGAAUUUGAAUGGAGCAACUGUGCGCGUAACAAGGGACUUUUACAUUCGGUCAGGUUAUAAUUUGCUUCAAAAUUCUAUCUUUAAUUUAUCUUUAAUUUCAUUUCCUUCGUCUGAGGGCUGAUAAGGUUUCCGUUACGAACGUUAAAUAAUUUUAAUGUAACUGCGUUAUUCAUUCAAGAAGCCGCCACACCUCACCGACAAACAACAAGCUGCAAAUCAGAAGAAAACCCUCAGUUUUAGUGAAAUAUGAACAAUUUUAUUUCACAAAAUCAAAUCAAAUCCCAUUAUUAUAUGAAGGUGUGGAAGGUUAUUUGGCUUAAGCGAUAUUUUUACGACUUCACAGGAAAGCCAAUUAAAGCUUAAAAUUUGGAAAAUAUAUCGUAACAAGAAAACUUAUUCAACUAUUUCAAUGGAGUAAACUUAAUUGAAAUUUAAUCAAAAACUUCGAACAUUCAAGUCAAACACACUUUGGUCACAGUCUGGUCGACGCGGAGUCAGCUUGUAACUUGCCAUUAUUUAUUUGGGCUCGACGUGACGUCACUGGUGAUGAGGUUAUGUCCCGCUGAGUUUCCCGCGCAAACACCCGCGACCACUGUUGCCAACCCUAUAGUUCAAAUUCUUCUCUUAGUUUUCAGUUUACACCUUGAAAUCUACAGUUUUUUAUGUAAGAUGCUAGCGUCAUCUAUUUUAUUAGUCCGUACACUAAGUCAGCUUCAGUAAAACCUACUACUGUCGAACCAGAGGUAAUGGUUACCAAUACUAAUAUAAGGUACCUUGCACACAAAGUCAGAAUUUAAAAAUUAUUUUUCUUUUAUUUCAAAAAUUCAAUAAAUAUAUGUACCUAUGUACGAUUUCAAGAACAGUAAAGAAGAAACGGUAAAUCAAGAAGACUGACAAAUUCAAAAUGAAAUAGUAGCUCGUAAUGCUAUCCAACACGCCGGCACUGGAAUAAUCGCAACUUUGAGACUUUUGAUUUAGACAUUUAAUUAGAUUAAAACUUUGAUAAUUACCUACACGAUUUUUCUUAUUUUUAAUGCCCUCCCUACAAUAUAUUCUAUUUACUACUACCAUUAAAUUAUACAAACUAUAACAUACAGAUAAAGAUGUAGAUUUACUGUUUUUAUUUUGAUAUUUACAGUUUUCUGCACUUUUUUUGGAGCAUAUGUACAGUUUUACUCUAUGCUGGGGUUGGCAGCCCUGCCUGCGACUGUCUCAAUUAAAUAACUCUCACUACAAGAGCGGGAUGUGAAUUUAACAAAAGUUUAGACUCGCGUAUACUCGUUUUAUUGUUUCUGAUGUUUUUAAAACUAAAUUGUAUUAAUUCAGGUUUCGUGAAAACCGGAGGAUAUGCUCAAGACGUGUAGAGUGUAGAGGUGCGAAUGAUUUGGUUUAAGCACAUUUCGCUUAGCACGCGACCUUUAUCUUUGUAAUUAAAGGUCUUAUUUGGUGUCUACCUAUUAACAUCAACAAUUCGUUGUUUUUAAUUGACCUUCAAUUAUGUUUACACCAUCCAAAUGUUUGACUGAAAAAGUUUUUUGUCAUGAUAUUUUUUCCAAAUUUUUAAAUUUUAAAUGGUUCUUCUGUAAAAUUUCAAAAAUGUAGUUUAAAUCAAACAUCCUUUCACUCCUCGGUAUAAUAACAAUAAAAAACGAGGAAUUAAAACGUAGGUAUAAUAAAGUUUAAUUACAAUGCUAAUCUCCAUCAAAAUUCACCAAUUUUAAAUAUGUAUUUACUUAAAACAAUAUGUUUACAUACACAACUAAUAAACUAAACACAAGAUGGCGGAUCCAGCUGUAACAAUGGAGUCGUUUUUAUUUGUUGUUAAAUAGAUUAUCCGAUGACUUUCGGUUUAAACCAACAAAGGGUCGUUAAAACGUGCACGGUCGCCGGCGAGCGUGGCGCGGUCCACGGGCGCACAGCGACGUCAACCUAAUUUGACUAAAACGUAACAUGAUUCAUCAUUUGAACCAAUGCUUAUUGGCUAUUGAUUUUUUCAGUCCCCGAAGCGAGGGGGAGCGUUGUUAGUCAAAUAGCUGGAGGAUUUUAAACACAAACUGAACGAUAUUACUGACAUCAUAACAGUGGGGUCGCGACACACAGGCCGUCCUACUACAAACAGAUAUUGUGGGCAACAAUAAUACUGUUAGAUUGAUGAGCUCACGAUUGAGCUGGUGGUAGGACCUCUUGUGAGUCCGCGCGGGUAGGUACCACCGCCCUGCCUAUUUCUGCCGUGAAGCAGUAUGCGUUUCGGUUUGAAGGGCGGGGCAGCCGUUGUAACUAUACUGAGACUUUAGAACUUAUAUCUCAAGGUGGGUGGCGCAUUUACGUUGUAGAUGUCUAUGGGCUCCAGUAACCACUUAACACCAGGUGGGCUGUGUCAUCGUGGACCAGGUGUGAGCAGGCUGCCACCCACAGCCGCGUCCCGUGCGCUCCCAGGUCGAAGGGCCGGGCUCCCGCGUCAUGACGGGGUAGCAUCGGUUAACAAUUCAAUUACAUAACAUUGUUUUCGUCUAAAUUGUUCAAUAAUCCCGUAGUUAGCUUUUGUUAGCGAUAUAUUCUAGUCGGUAAUUAGAUUUAUUGUCAUUUGUCAUUAACACGUGCAAUAGUUAGCGAUAAGAUUUGUAAAAUAUAUUAUUAAUUUAAUUAAUAAAUCAUUUCCGUAAGUAAAAAAAUGGUUUUCUUAUCUAACAUUAGAACUGUAUGCUUUUUUUUAUUGCCCUAGCAGGUAGACGAAUAUACGGCCCACCUGAAUUCACCUGAUGGUGAAUGGUUACCGUUGCCCAUGGACUUCAGCAAUGCCAGGGGCAGUGCCAAGCCGCUGCCUACCGCUUAAUACUCUCCACAAGCCUUUUUUGAAGAAGGACAUUUCAUAGCGCUCGGGAAACACUAUGGAGGAGAACUCAUUCCAUAACCGGAUGGUACGUGGCAAAAAAGAUAUCUGGAAACGCACUGUCGAUGAACGCAGCGGUUCCAGGUAAUAUGGAUGAACUCUGCUCCGAUGGCGGGAGGUGCGAUGAUAAAAUGGAGAUGAAGGGAUCAUCUCAAACAAUUCCUCAGAGCCCAUGGGCGACAGUAACCACUCGCCAUCGGGUGGGCUGUAUGUUCAUCUGUCGACAAGGACAAUAAAAAAAUUACAGUCUAAAUCAGGGUACGGGGUUCCGCCGUUACCUCCCCGACGACUCCUCCUCCAUCAUGGCAGGGGGUACGGAGGUGGGGGCAUCACCUGUGCGGACUUAAAGAUGGCAGAUGAAAAGACAGUAGGUCUCUGUGUACACUGCCACAGGCACUACCGGGGGUGUGCGCGGCCGCCACUGGAGACAACACGGGACCCACUGUGGGAGGUCUGCGCAUUCAGCGACGCCAAAUAAAUCGGGAUAUCAAAUUAAACACAUUUACAAAACAAUAAAUCAUUUAUUUUCAUAUAUUUAUAAACAUUUCAUAGCUACAACGUCGACAACACUAUACUUCACAAUUAACAACAGGCAGUGGACCGGGGGACCGGGGGGCGAGGGGGACGCGGCGGGGAGGACCGAUUCUAAAGCCAGCACUUAAAGUAAGAUGACCCUCGCUCAGACAACUGUGCUACACUCAUUAACACGUGAUUAUUUCUACUCAGCACUUCUUUGCCUAUAUUACCCCCUUUAAAGACAACAAAGGGUCUCCGCUGCGGUCCCCCCGCGGUCCCCCGGGGGCGCACUAUAAGUUCAACGUAUACACAAUAAGUUACAGAUCAAUAUUAGUUUUCUUAUUCACCAAUAAACAUUAACGUUCCCAGUCGCGCUCUACGAGAGUCUGUCAAUUAUUGUCGCUUCAUUUAGAUUCAGUCAUUAAUCUUAUUUAUUAAUUUAAUUUAAUAUGUUCAGAUAUACAGAAAUAAUAAUUACUU